AACAAUAAUCUUGUUACCGAACUUGCCAGGAUUCUAAAUGUUACCGAAAUUGAUGAAUCUACUUUACAACUUUGCAUAAAGUUGCUAGACUUGGGUAUCGAUCCUGAAACUUUGGCUCUCAAGAUUAAGAGUGUUAAUCAAGAAACACAAACUGCGUUG
Suhomyces tanzawaensis NRRL Y-17324 is the source of this 159-nucleotide messenger RNA. RefSeq lists its product as uncharacterized. Gene Ontology annotation, biological process: gamma-tubulin complex localization. Gene Ontology annotation, cellular component: gamma-tubulin ring complex. The annotation marks the transcript as partial. NCBI's taxonomy places the organism in Eukaryota, Fungi, Ascomycota, Pichiomycetes, Serinales, Debaryomycetaceae. The record is from RefSeq and is a predicted model, not a curated record. The transcript has a single exon.